CAGCAGAAGCAGCGGCGGCGGCUCCAGGAGGUCCGGACUGGGUGAAUGUGAGCAGCAGGGACAAUGUUCCAGAGUGCGGGACUCAUCUGUGCUGCCUUGCUUUCAGCUGUGGCAGCAGCAACAAUAGAGAGAGUGGAGCAUGACUACUUCAAAUAUCACCCCAUGCCAGAGAUCACUGACUGGAUGUGGCUGAUGGUGAAGGAUCACCCCGAUCUGGUGACCGUGGUGGACUACGGCAGGACUCAUGAGAACAGGACCAUCAGCUUACUGAAGGUCGGCCUGGACACCGGAUUGAAGAAGAAAGCCGUGUGGAUGGACUGUGGGAUUCACGCCCGGGAGUGGAUCGCUCCAGCCUUCUGUCAGUACUUUGUCCGUCAGAUCCUUCAAACGUCCAAAACAGAUCCUAAAAUGGAGCUGAUGAUGAAGAACCUGGACUUCUACGUCACGCCGGUGUUCAACGUGGACGGCUAUGUCUACUCCUGGAAGGACAACACGACUCGCCUGUGGAGGAAAAACCGCUCAGCAAGUCCUCCGGGUUGUGACUGCCAAGGCACCGAUCUCAACCGCAACUUCGACUCCAACUGGGGCACAGCUGGAGUGUCUUCGAAUUGCUGUAGAGAAAGCUACUGCGGCACUGCGCCCAUGUCUGAGCCCGAAACUCAGUUCCUGACCUACUUCGUGGGAACCCGGAAGGACGACUUCCUGUGUUUCCUCACCAUCCACUCCUUCGGCCAGAUGCUCCUGGUUCCAUACGGACACCCCAACUUCACCGCCUCCAACUACGCUGAGCUGAUGGAGGUGGCACUCGCUGCAGCUGAAGCCAUUCAGGAAGUCCAUGGGAUGAUCUACAAGGUCUUGAAACCUUCAGAUAUCUUAAAUCCCUUCUCUGGCUCAUCCCAGGACUGGGCUCACAUGCUGGGCAUCCCGCUGACCUUCACCUUCGAGCUGAGGGACAACGGCACCUUUGGCUUCGAGCUCCCAGAGGAUCAGAUCCAGCCCGCCUGUGAGGAGGCCUACAGCGGGGUCCUGCACAUCAUCACCUACGCCCAUGACAAGGCCUUCAACGCCGCCACCACCGCCGCCGCCGUCUGGACGCUGCUGUUAGCAGCAGGGACCACCGCAGUCUCUCUGAUGUGAAGGGAGACGCAGGAUGACUGGAAAAUAAACUGUUUAGACUGAAUGUCUGCACCUUAGACACAAAAACUGUGUUCAUAAAUGACGUUGAAAUGCAUCUCAUUUUUGAAGCUUUGUCUGUUUGCAAUCACU
This is a messenger RNA of Salarias fasciatus (jewelled blenny), 1266 nucleotides long. Its product is annotated as carboxypeptidase O-like. Gene Ontology annotation, molecular function: metallocarboxypeptidase activity; zinc ion binding. The record is from RefSeq and is a predicted model, not a curated record. The coding region runs from base 64 to 1137 and encodes 357 amino acids. Lineage: Eukaryota; Metazoa; Chordata; Actinopteri; Blenniiformes; Blenniidae. The transcript has 9 exons. Gene Ontology annotation, biological process: proteolysis.